Molecule: messenger RNA, 1659 nt
Organism: Exophiala aquamarina CBS 119918
Lineage: Eukaryota; Fungi; Ascomycota; Eurotiomycetes; Chaetothyriales; Herpotrichiellaceae
Exons: 5
Coding region: 1-1659 (552 amino acids)
Molecular function (GO): N,N-dimethylaniline monooxygenase activity; NADP binding; flavin adenine dinucleotide binding
Source: RefSeq, a predicted model, not a curated record
AUGGCUUUCUCUAACUGCCACCAGCACGUUAAUGGCGUGUCGAACUCUCACUACGAUGCCAUCGUCAUUGGUGCUGGCAUGAGUGGUAUAAGAAUGUUGCAUGACCUCAAAAAAAGAGGCAUCGAUGGUAAAUGCUUCGAGGCUGGCUCAGGCAUUGGCGGAACUUGGUACUGGAACCGUUAUCCUGGAGCAAGAGCGGAUAGUGAAAGCUGGGUGUACAUACUCACAUUUCUGGAGGAAAUUGGUAUGGACUACAAAUGGAAAGAGCGCUUUCCCACUCAGCCAGAACUUGAGCGUUAUCUCAAUGAAGUGGUAGACUAUCUAAAACUCCGUGACAACUUUGUGCUCAAUACUCGCAUUGGCUCGGCGCAUUAUGACGACUCGAAGAAUAUUUGGCAUGUAACCACAUCCAAAGGCGAAAAACAUACAUGCGACUUUCUUAUUACUGCAGCUGGUCCUCUGUCGACCCCGCUGAAGCCGCCCUUCCGAGGCCUCGAUAGCUUCAAAGGGGAGUACUAUCAAACAGCACUUUGGCCAGACAAGAAGGUGGACUUUACUGGUAAAAGAGUUGGCAUCUUCGGCACCGGAGCGACUGGCGUGCAACUGGUUCCAUUGAUCGCCCAUGCCGCCAAAAAGCUCACCGUCUUCCAACGAACGCCCAAUUAUGUGCUUCCUGGGAGAAACUUCGUUUUCUCCGAAGGCCAAGAACGCGAGCUCAAGCAAGAUUUCAAUGGGAUAGCUAAACGUGUUAGGGCGCAGCCAUUUGGUGGAGACAUGGGAUCAACGACCAGAACCUUCCUGAAUGUGAAGGACAAAGAAGCCCUCAAUCAAGCUUUCGAUUAUGGAUGGGAGCAAGGAGGAUUUAGAUAUAUCUUCGAGACUGUCAACGACAUGCUGACCAAUGUGGACUGUAAUGAAGCAGCCAGCGAAUUUCUACGGAAAAAGAUUCGAGCUCUUGUCCAUGACCCUGUUACGGCCGAGACGUUGUGCCCAUACUAUCCGCUCAUGUCGAAGCGGCCACCUCUAGGACAUUUCUACUAUGAGGCAUUCAACCGGCCCAACGUCGAGCUCGUGGAUAUCAAGAAGGACCCGGUCGAGGAAAUCACCCCGACUGGCCUGCGAACUCUUGCAAGAGAGUUUGAGUUGGACAUCAUCAUUUUCGCAAUAGGCUUUGACGCAGUAACCGGCACGCUGGACUCAAUCGACAUACGUGGGAACAAGGGUAAACCCUUGAAGGCUCAUCUAGAGUCCAACCUCGCCACCGCCUACGGCAUUACCACUGCUGGAUUUCCCAACCUCUUCAUGGUAUUGGGGCCUCAGUCUGUGUGGGCCAAUCUCCCCGUUGUCAUCGACAACACCGUCGACUGGAUCGGCAAAACAAUGUCUCACAUGCGCGAGAGCGGCCACAAGCGCAUUGACACGAAGACUGAGCUUACCGAGAAAUGGAAGGAGGAAGUGGACAAACAAUUCUGGGGCACGCUGUUAGGGCAAGGUGCGAGAGCCACCGGAGCGUGGCACGUCGGCGGCAACGUGGAGGGCAAGCCUCUCCGUUGUUAUUGGUAUUUUGGUGGUGUCCCGGCCUAUAUCGAACAUUGUGACCAGGAAAUCGAGUCUGGCUAUCCCGGAUUCAUCUUUUCGAAUCCAAUUGAAGCACACUAG